AUGGAGCCCAGACAAAUACCCUCUGUGUUUCCUUCUUCCUUUUUCUCUUUCUCUUCGUCCUUUUUCUCGACAGGGUCUUCGGCUGGCUGUACCGUAUUGCCGUCGAAUAGCUCUGCAGAUCUGUCGUUCACCAACCAGAAGAGGUUCCAUUUGCAGAGCGAUCAAUACACCGUUCCGUCGCACGCUAUUGUCGCACCUCUGACCCAACAUUUGAUCAAUUUAAACGGUACUGACCUUCAGAGGUUCAAUGUCACUGGGAAUCCUGUGGAUGUUGGCGCAUACAACUCGCUCAGUUUGAAUACAGGUGAUAUUGCCUUUGUCAGCUGUGACACGUCUCUGUACCCAGGCAAUUUGGAUGCCAGUGCAACGGUAUCAAAUCUUCUUACAGCGCAAGAGAAGGCAUCCGCGGUUCUUCUGUACAGCAAUUCUGCUUCCCAUUGCAACUAUACCGUGAACAACGACGCUGCCGGCCAAUAUACCAACGUUUUCACCCUUUUGAACUCAGCAUUUGCCGAAUCGCUUCGGGUUCAAGUCAGUAAGCAGAACGGGAACGGCUCUCUCAGCAUUGUCUACAACAUGUCCUUCGUAGGGACAGUCACCCCGUCGACCCAGGACGGGUCAACGGACAGCCCCAAUACUGCCAUGAUCAUCCUGUACAGCAUCACUGGCAUUAUUACUGCGCUUUUCUUAGCGAUCAUUAUUACCGGGGCCGUCCGAGCCCAUCGUCAUCCGGAACGCUAUGGCCCCCGGUACACGGCGGGGCGGCCUCGACAAAGUCGAGCGCGAGGGAUAGCAAGGGCGAUGCUGGAUACGAUUCCCAUCGUCAAAUUUGGGGAUAGUUCUGACCCCAAGACAGACCCCGUCAAGGGUGAUGUGGAGAUGUCUCUCGGGACCGAGGAGGAAGGGGUCAUUGAGCGUCGAGAGGCACCCGCUGCCGAUGGAUCUCCUCCAUCUGUGACCGGUGGCCAGCGGAAUGAUGAAACCGAAACCGCCAAGGCUGAAAACGACUCCGAACGGCGAGGCACAACGACGCCCGCGACAGAUACGGAAUCGCCGAACGAACAUCCAAACUUUUCUUGUCCAAUUUGCACGGAUGACUUCAUCAAGGGUCAGGACCUCCGCGUGUUACCCUGCAACCAUCAAUUUCACCCUGAAUGUAUCGAUCCUUGGCUGGUCAACGUGUCUGGCACUUGUCCAUUAUGGUAUGUUGCUGAGGAAGAACACGAGCAGGGAGAGGGUGGCAACAACAACAACAACAACAACAACAACAACAACAACAACAACAACAACAACAAUACAUCUCAAGACAACGCGACUGCACCAGCAGCAGAUGCUACUUCAAGUCGUCAACAUCGCCGGAUAUCUUCCUAUCUGCACGGCACCUUGAACGCCCGCCGGAUGCGCGAUGCUACCGUGGAGGAAAGGCUUGCUGCGCUCCGAAGCGUACGGGAGGAAGCCAGCCGGGACGCUAGCAACGAAGAGGCAGAGCGUCGACGCAAUCGACUGACGGCACGGUUACGCGAGCGAUUCCGUAUACGAACACGCACACAUGGGGUCGAAGCUACGGCGCAAUCAUAG
Molecule: messenger RNA, 1578 nt
Organism: Aspergillus novofumigatus IBT 16806
Lineage: Eukaryota; Fungi; Ascomycota; Eurotiomycetes; Eurotiales; Aspergillaceae
Product: RING-H2 finger protein
Exons: 5
Coding region: 1-1578 (525 amino acids)
Source: RefSeq, a predicted model, not a curated record